UGCUGAUAAGAUAUGGGCAUGAGGCUUGAGGCUGUUAUAAGUUGUGCCUCUUUGGACUCUGCUGUAUCAUUUUCUUGUGAUACCCCUGACCAAGAUGAAGUUCUGUGCUGUGAUUCUCAUUGGACUGUUCUCCUUGGCAGCCAGUUUGCCGCCACAAGGUCGUAUUGUUGGUGGACAGGAUGCUGCCCUUGGACAGUUUCCUCACAUGGUGUCGUUGAGAAAUGUUGCUACUGGAAAUCACUUCUGUGGAGCUAGCAUAAUCUCAACUAGAUGGGUUUUGUCAGCUGCUCAUUGCACUGUUGGUCGCGAAGCAUCUGCUGUUCAUGCUAUUGUGGGUACCAUCAAUCGUCUCCAGGGAACUCUUCAUCAAGCUUCCCAGAUCAUCAACCAUGAAGGUUACAGUGGUGUCACCUUGACCAAUGAUGUCUCAGUUGUUGAAGUAGCCACCCCCUUUGUCUUCAAUGACUACGUGCGCCCCAUUGGAGUGGGAUCUGCCUUUGUCGGCGGAGGAAUCACAGCCACAGUAUCUGGAUGGGGUCAAACUGAACAGCCAAGUGAUGAAGUGCCUGUUUGGCUUCAGUGGCUGCAAGUUUAUACAUUGACUCUUGAGGAUUGUCGCGCGAGAAAGCCAUUGCCAGUAAGGCUCCUGGUCCACGACAACACCAUCUGCACAUUCACAAUGGAAGGCCAAGGUCUAUGUUUCGGUGAUUCUGGAGGACCUUUGAUUGUUGGCAACACUGUCGUGGGAAUUCCAAGCUGGGUAUCACCGGGAUGUGCCCAGGGACGUCCUGAUGUCUAUGCCAGAGUUUCAAGCCAUAGAGAAUGGAUUUACGCUAACACUGACUUGUAGUUCAGCAGAAUUUAUGGAGAUUUUAAUAAAAGAAAUCUAUUUGCAAGAAAA
This is a messenger RNA of Phlebotomus papatasi, 901 nucleotides long. RefSeq names its product chymotrypsin-1-like. The record is from RefSeq and is a predicted model, not a curated record. Gene Ontology annotation, molecular function: serine-type endopeptidase activity. Gene Ontology annotation, biological process: proteolysis. NCBI's taxonomy places the organism in Eukaryota, Metazoa, Arthropoda, Insecta, Diptera, Psychodidae. Bases 95 to 850 code for a protein of 251 amino acids. The transcript has a single exon.